Messenger RNA from Culex pipiens pallens (northern house mosquito), 1551 nucleotides. RefSeq names its product protein D2-like. The coding region runs from base 828 to 1508 and encodes 226 amino acids. Lineage: Eukaryota; Metazoa; Arthropoda; Insecta; Diptera; Culicidae. The transcript is spliced from 2 exons. The record is from RefSeq and is a predicted model, not a curated record.
UUGGUCUUGGUGAAGUUACUUAGUUUUUAGCUUUUACUAACUUUCAGAUAUUACUUAAGAAGCCAAAAUGUCAAAAUGCUUCUAUGCCAACAUUAGGUGCUCGAUGGAAUUACAUGCUGUUCUCCUGUUAGGUUUUACGCCGACAAGGCUUUGAGGUUAGAAUUUUGACAGUUCGUGUCCACUGUUUACAUUGUUUCCACGCGUGUCUUUGUGAAAAUGUGUGUGCAUUUACGGUUUAGUGCACAUCUCUACUGCGAGUUUAAGUUAAUGUGAUUCAUGUUUAAAUAGAAUAACAAAAAUACAAUUAAUUGUUUUAAAAUUUAUAAUAACAAUUAUUUUCUUGUGAUGUGUAUCAACUAAAAGUUCUUCGACCUUUACAAAAACGAUACAAAUUGCCCUUGAUUAGCCCUGAAGGUUCACAUUCUUACUAAACUUAACCAAGUCCAUCGACAUUAUAUAACUUGCGUAAAAAUAUAAACUUGCUUAGUGCGGGUAAGCCAAAGUUGCUAGUAGAAGCAUUGGAAUCUUCCACUAACCAGUUUUUCAUUCAACUGCCAAGAUUGAAUUCAACUCCGCUGAGCGUGAGCGACUAUCGUUAGAAUGGAGGUGCCAUACCAGAAGACAUUCACCCAACUUUUCACGUCCAGCAGCCGAGACCAAUUCGAGAAGAAAAACGUGCUCCUUUUUGGUUAGAGCCAGCUUUGCGCAAUUCUUCGCGCCACCACGCCAAAGCCGUCUGGCAGGAAAAAGCCUUUAAAAGAAAGCCACACGGCCACGGUCUGGCCUAGUAGGUUCUUCAAAGUCGACUCAGCCAGAUCAAGUUGAGAAUGUUACGUGCUGUGUCGGUUGCGUUGUUAGUGGUUCUGUUGGAGACGCGUGGUUCGGAGAUCUUGAACGAUGCCCACAUCUACCGAUCGUUUGCGUCCGACGAAAUCGUGCCGGAAGUGGUCGACGAAGCCCCGGACUGUUGGCUGCGAGUGUCGUACAAAAGUGGCCGCGAGGCUGAAGGCGGGAACCGGUUGACUCCGACCCAGACCCGGAGCAUUCCGUCGAUUACGUUCAACGCCAAUGAUCGAUCGUUUUAUUCGCUAAUCAUGACCGAUCCGGAUGCGCCCAGUCGGGACGAUCCCAAGCACCGGGAGUUUGUACACUGGAUCGUCGGAAACAUCCAAGGCAAUGACCUGGAGCGAGCGGAUACCAUCGUGGAAUACUUCGGAGCGGCUCCGCCCAAGGGAACGGGGCUUCACCGGUUUGUGUUCCUGCUGUACGAGCAUUCGGAACGGUUGGACUUUGCCAACGAGCCGCGGCUGUCGAGAAAUUGCCGCAACCCGAGGAGAUACUUUUCCACGAAGAAUUUUGCUAGGAAAUACGGAUUGACGAAUCUGUGGGCCGGAAAUUACUUCCAGGCGUUGUACGACGACUACGUCCCCAUACUGCAGGGACAGCUAUCCGAAUGUACGCAAACAGAACUGACUGGUCCGAGGAAUGGAACCGCGUUCGGAGGUUGAGUGGAAACAAUUCCAACUAAUGUCGAAUAAAACAAAGUUUACC